AUUGUAAUUUUUUUACUUCAGGGACGGAAAGUGCAAAACGUUUCUGUAGUUUUUAUAUGCUUUGGAUAAGAUGUAACGCGGUGGAAAAAGAUAAAUGGAAAAAGAAAGUUUCUGUAGUUUUUAUAUGCUUUGGAUAAGAUGUAACGCGGUGGCUGUCGGUGGUGGGCGACGGUUGAUUGUCAACUACAGAGGGCAGUCUAGGAUGGUGUGAGGUAGAUGCUAAAACGACGGUGACGGGAGUGCAAUGGUGAGUUGAAGCAAUAAUGAAGAUGGUGUGAGGUUGCCGGAGAGUGGAGAAAGGCGGCCGCCGGAGAUGAUGAUGACUGAAGAUGGUGGGGCAAGGGACCUAACGGAGAAAGGAUAAUUAUUUGAAGGACUUUUACGAAAAUUCCACAGACAGAGAUUCCUUCGCUAAAUCUUCUCACUAAUCACAAUUAAGGAUGAUAUUUGAGGAUACACCUGAAUUGGACACCCUAUAUCUGUUUUUGAGUGACACCGUGCUUUCCGAUGACGUCAAAGUCAAAGGAGAUGUUAGUGUGUAUCUAAACUCAUUGACCCAUCAUGAUAAAGACUCCGUUCUACAAAUGAGGAAUCAAAAUAUCUAUUGGAAUGACAAGGUCAAUGAAUAUCUCAGAUCAAAUAUUAAUGAGGACAAUGAAGAGAUAAGCUUUUUGUUCGACAAGAGGGAUGAUAUUGUCUUUGUCAUUAGCUGUUUGGAAGAUAUGCAUCCCCAGUUUAAUCUCAGGGAUAAACCACUUCCACCAUUUGUUUUUGUGAAGAAGGAUGAAGUCGAGCAGCUAUCUGCUGAAAUCCGUGAUAGUAAUAAUCGUCACAUGUUACUCCUCAAGAAGGAAUGGGAGGAACGUUACGAAGAUGACUUUUGGCAGUCUCUGAAAGCAAACUUGGAUAAGGUGGUCAACUUGGAGGAAAGCUCCAUGUAUUGGUAUGCACCAAAGCCUGACAUGGAUCCAUAUGAAUACAUGGACUGUGAAUGUACAGCUGGGACCUGACCAACUUACUGUUUCUUUGUAAGCCCACUAAAAAAUCGACUGGUUGCCCUUGAGUAUGUUUUUCUCAGGAAGCAGGAGAAAGAAUGUGAGAUGACCGAUGAGGAUUUAUGGUACUGAUACGCCAUAAUACCUAUUGAGGAUUUUAAGAAAUAUAUGAACAUACAUACUCAAUUACUACUAUAUACUAAUAAGAAACGAAGUCAGGAUUUCACGUUGAGGGGGAUUCAACCGUAUUUUUUCCCGAUCGUUGUAUACAAUAUAAUGUGAAAGACAUAAUCAUUUCAUAAAAUGUUAGUAAAAUAGAAUUUUUUUUACGA
Erigeron canadensis is the source of this 1327-nucleotide messenger RNA. RefSeq lists its product as uncharacterized. The transcript has 10 exons. NCBI's taxonomy places the organism in Eukaryota, Viridiplantae, Streptophyta, Magnoliopsida, Asterales, Asteraceae. Bases 441 to 1010 code for a protein of 189 amino acids. The record is from RefSeq and is a predicted model, not a curated record.